AUGUCGUCGACGCGUUAUUCGCAGCAACCGCUAAAUAUCUACCAAGAUCCGGCCCCCUCCAUCGACCGCGCCCCUAUGCCCUCUGAACCAAAUUUCAACAACACCAAGAAGCCGUCGCCUUUUCGACCGAUCAAAAAUUCUGCAUCGAGGAGGAAUAACAUUUUCAAUCCGCCCCAUGCUGGUCGUAGCAAGCAGUCCCCUCUGAAGUUGGCCCACCAGACAUCCAGCUCUCCCUCAAGAGCCCCCUUUGGUAAUGAGCUGAACUCGGUAUCAAUGCCACCCCCUGGAGGAGCAAAGCUCGAUACGGAUUCGAUGGAGAAAAAGCAACCGGUCGUCUCGAACUUCAGGCAGAGAAGCAUGUUCUUCAAUUUCUCGAACAACGCCUCGGUGGACCAGGAGAACUAUCCGCAGAACCCGUUCCACCCAACAGCACCCUCUUACGACGAUAUGUCUCGAUCGAACUUUUCGCUGGCAGGCGGUUUGUAUGGCGAACGACCGGUAAAGCGCAAACUGUUGGACUCAGCCCCGAUCCACGAAUCUAGACCAUUCAAACAUGUCAAGAGUGAACAGAGCCAGAGCCAGGAGUCGGAGGAAUCUUUGGAACCCGAGGAGCUCCCGGCCCCGGACUCUUUUCCUCCCUUGCACGACGACGGGAACAAGCCGCAUCACAGCUACGCUCAGUUGAUUGGCAUGUCUAUCCUCAGAGCAACAAACCGACGACUUACCCUGGCCCAGAUCUACAAGUGGAUUUCCGAUACAUAUUCCUUCUACAAUGCUCAAGAGACCGGAUGGCAAAACAGCAUUCGUCAUAACCUGAGUCUUAACAAGGCGUUCAUCAAGCAGGAGAGGCCUAAGGACGAUCCAGGAAAGGGAAACUAUUGGGCGAUUGAGCCCGGAAUGGAACACCUAUUCAUCAAGGAGAGGAUACCCAAGAAACCUGCUGGACCCAACGAGAAUGUCCCCGUGCUCUCGACCAACUUGAGUCCAGCCAACCUCCCCGAGACUGCUCUGUUCAAAGCUCCUCCGCCACCCGCGCGAACACCUGAACUUCCUCCCUCUCAAUCAAAAUGCCAAAUUUCUGAAAAUCUACCUACCAUCCAGGAGCUCUCCUCCGAUGCUACCAUUCCCUGUUCCGACGCCUGCAAUACGGAGCCAGAGAACAAUGUCGAGACUGAGGUCCCAUCUUCGCCUCUCAUCCAAUCUUCGCCGCCGAUGGCUGCAAUGCAUUCAUCCCCUCCCGUUGCUCGACAAACUCAAAAACGCAAUGAUACCCCACCACCAGUCCCUCGCUUUUCAUCAUCCUCCGAGACUCACUCGCACAAACGCAAGCACGCGUCAAUGGACGACAGUGGAUACUUCUCGUCUCUUGAAUCAUCAGCCCUUCGUGGCCCUCGCCGAUUGCUUACCUCAGAAGCAGACCGCCCAAUUAUCAAGCGCGGUCGUGCGGAAGAGGAGAUUGCUCGUCUCCGUGGCUCUUCGUGUGAUGUCCCUACCAAGGGUCGUGCACUCUUCGCUCCUGCAUCAUCAUCGCCUAUGCGCCUGAGUGCUGCCAAGAAUGAACUCUCUCAGAUGCUACCACCUCUUACGCCUGCUGUGAAGCUGAAGGCUCCCGUGCGACCUCCUCCAUCUGCCUCGCCAAACACCAAUCUCCGCCUUCACCGAGACAAGGUUCGUGAGAUGGUUGGCUCGCCCCUCCGUGGAAUGACGGUUCUCGAUGAGAACCACGCUCCUUGGAGUCCUGCCUUCAACCUCAACGACUCGAGCUGCAUGUACCAGGACUUUAGUACCAAUUUUGAUAUCUUCACUGAUGAUUCACCGGACGUGUUCGGCCUCGGUAAUGGCUCCCCCGAAAAGAGAUCAGCCAAGCGACCUCGCUUAGACCGAUCGAGAUCUGCAAACAUUCUAGCAGAUAUCUCAAACUUCAGCCCUAACAAGAGACUCGCCUCCACUCCGCUCCGCAAGUUCACGCCCAGCUUGAACAACUUCGGCUCGCCUCUGAAGGGCAGUGGACUCUUGGAAUCUCCAAGCAGAAUGAUGUCACCAAGCAAGCUCCUGGGGCUCGAUUCUCCCAACAAGAUUGCACGCCCCAACUUCAAUCUCGCCACCUUUGACCUCCCCCAGGACGACUUUUUCAGCUCCGAAUUCCUCUCCGAAGAGCUGAACCAGGGAUGGGAUAUCAUGCAAGGCUUUCAGAAGAUCGGCUCGGGUGGUGAUAAUUCAGUCCCAUUAGGCAAGCGAUCGCCGAAAGCUCGACCAGGCUUAGGACGGAACUUCACGUCUCGCUUCUAG
Messenger RNA from Drepanopeziza brunnea f. sp. 'multigermtubi' MB_m1, 2289 nucleotides. RefSeq lists its product as uncharacterized. The record is from RefSeq and is a predicted model, not a curated record. NCBI's taxonomy places the organism in Eukaryota, Fungi, Ascomycota, Leotiomycetes, Helotiales, Drepanopezizaceae. Gene Ontology annotation, cellular component: nucleus. Gene Ontology annotation, molecular function: RNA polymerase II cis-regulatory region sequence-specific DNA binding; DNA-binding transcription factor activity, RNA polymerase II-specific. Gene Ontology annotation, biological process: regulation of transcription by RNA polymerase II.